AUGGGUAAAGAUCACACAAAUCGGGAUGGUACAAACAAUGUUGACUCUGAAUGGACUGACGAAGAUGAUUCGUCAGCAAGCAUUGAAGAAUUUUGUAACCCUACUGAGAAUACAGUCAUCAAUGGUAACAACUUUGAUAAGGCGCUCAUAGAGUUUUACAUGAAAAAUAAAGCUAAGAGGCUAAAACGUAAAAUCAUGGCAUCAAAAUUACGUGAUCCAUCUACUCCCUAUCACCAGCCUAAGAAGGCUAGGAUAGAAAAUGCGGAGACCACAGUUUCAACAAGGUAUUCUGGCAAAUUAUUUGCAUCAGUAAUCAGAGGAUUGACUCCUAAGCAGAUAUCUGUGAUAGAAGGGUAUGGGAUGGAUUGCAUGUUAAAGUUUGUAAAAACAGAUGUUCCACUCAGAUUUGUAAAAUGGAUAGCAAGUGUUUUUGAUACAAAUGCCUCAGAAAUCCAGUUAACAAAAAAGUUCAUACCUGUUACUAAACAAACAAUUCACAACAUUCUGGAUCUUCCAAUCGGUGGCAUUGAGCUUGUACCGGAUUGUGAAGCUGGUCGUGAGUUCCUCCUGUCCCAUUUCCAUGUUACCUCCAUUCCAAAUGUCAACUUCUUCGCAAAGAAGCUAAUAUCUGGAGAAGAUUUGUCCGACGAAGAUAUUUUCAUCUGUUUCAUGUCUGUCUGUUUCACAAGCUUCCUUUGUCCUAAUUCAAGCGUCUUACCAAGCACUCAAUAUUUCCAUAUAUUCAAGGAUUGCAAAAAUGUCAAAAGAUAUGAUCUCUCAAAGUUUGUCUAUGAUUGGUUACUGUGA
This is a messenger RNA of Lolium rigidum, 807 nucleotides long. RefSeq lists its product as uncharacterized. NCBI's taxonomy places the organism in Eukaryota, Viridiplantae, Streptophyta, Magnoliopsida, Poales, Poaceae. The record is from RefSeq and is a predicted model, not a curated record. The transcript has 5 exons. The coding region runs from base 1 to 807 and encodes 268 amino acids.